Molecule: messenger RNA, 1550 nt
Organism: Malus domestica (apple)
Lineage: Eukaryota; Viridiplantae; Streptophyta; Magnoliopsida; Rosales; Rosaceae
Source: RefSeq, a predicted model, not a curated record
GAGAUGGAAGCCUUUUAAAUUUAAUAUGCAACGGCCAUAUAAAUGCAGAGUCCUGAACCCCUAGGGUUUUUGCCGAUGCCUUUCUCUCACCACAAUAACAAUUACCAACAGAAAUCGAUGCCCUAGAACAUUGAAAGCGUCCGCCAACGGAGCACAACAACGUGACUCGCUCCUCGGAUCCAUUUUUCUGCUCAUCGAAUUUUUUGCUUUGAUCAGAUGGAAAUUGCAGUCUGGGAAUUCAAAGUUUGAAACAAUGGCUCACAAUUUUCCUGACGAAAUCAUACAUGAUAUCCUGUUUAGAUUACCUCCUAAAUCAUUGAUCAGAUGCACCUCAGUGUGCAAGCCAUGGAACUCCAUGAUAAAAAAAUCCCAGUUGUAUACGCACCCACCUCGGCCGUACAAUCGAUCUUAAUAACCAGUUUGACACCCACCUCCUCCUUCUGUACUGUGUUCGACCAGAUAUUCUUUAUGGCGACAGCAACUGUAUUUGGGACCAAGAUCCAAUGGAGAGGUAUUGCAAUUUGCAUUAUGAUAACCUUGCUUUUGAUGAGUACUGCAAACUAGAAUUUCCAAUUCCUCCCAAGGAAGAACUGUACAAUACAGAUUUACACGUGUUCGGCGUUUGUAAUGGGCUGGUGCUUCCUGCUGAUUAUAAGUAUCAUUUAGGUUUCAUGUUAUGCAACCCCUCUAUGAGAAAGUCGGUGAUCCUUCCUAAGCCUCAUCUUAACUUCAAGAUGGAGUAUGGUUAUAUUGGUUUUGGUUUUGACGCUGUGACUAAUGACUACAAGGUUGUGAGACUUAUCCGUGCUCAUCAAUGUAAGGAUCUGAAUAAUUUUUAUGAGGUUUAUUCACUGGCUGGUGGCUCAUGGAGUGAUCCUCGUUCUUUGGAUCACGUAUGUGACUUUAACAGUACUCACAGAGCCCAGGCUUUUGUUAAUGGAGCCAUUCAUUGGAAUGCAUUCUGCAAUUUGGCAGAUGGUGGUUCUAAAUGUUUCAUUUUGGCGUUUGACGUGGGCAGCAAUUCAUUUCACAGGAUAAUGGUUCCAAAGAAUUUCAGAAGGUCAUGUACCGAACAAUUGUCUAUUUCAGGUUAAGGGAAAUCUAUUGCUCUCUCCAAGCAUCAUAUUACUAAUACUGAAGAGCCUUAUCUUGAGAUAUGGGUGAUGAAGGAGUAUGGCAUGGAAGAGUCAUGGACCAAAUUGGCAACUCUAUGUCAACCAGGUCCACAAAGAGGAGUUCCCUACGGGCCAUUAUGUUUUAGGAAGAGCGGUGAUCUAGUGUUGGAAGUGAUUUUUUGUUGUUUGGAUGAUGUGGAUGAUGACAGGUAUGAAUUAGUUUGUCUAGACCUUGUGAGCAAGCAAUGUACAAAUCUUGGAAUUCGUGGAUAUUUAUAUUACUAUGCUGAAUCUUAUGUUGAGAGCCUUGUCUUACUCGACAAGACCGAUGCAGUUUCUUACUGAGGAAAAGAACAGGUAAGGUGAUAGCCUUGGUUUUUCUUUGGUUUUCAUUUUCUUCCUGAUAUCACCAUUCGAUUAACAAAGUUUGUUAUG